Molecule: messenger RNA, 1845 nt
Organism: Anarrhichthys ocellatus (wolf-eel)
Lineage: Eukaryota; Metazoa; Chordata; Actinopteri; Perciformes; Anarhichadidae
Product: receptor-type tyrosine-protein phosphatase beta-like
Exons: 7
Biological process (GO): angiogenesis; peptidyl-tyrosine dephosphorylation involved in inactivation of protein kinase activity
Cellular component (GO): signaling receptor complex
Molecular function (GO): cadherin binding; protein tyrosine phosphatase activity
Source: RefSeq, a predicted model, not a curated record
CAAAGACUUUAAAUGUGUUUCUGUAGAUGAUUCUACGAGAGUGAAGCUCACGUACCUGGAGGACGACCCCUGCUCCGACUACAUCAACGCCUGCUACGUACCUGGUAACAACUACCGGCGGGAGUACAUGGCCUCUCAGGGGCCGCUGCCCGGCACCAAGGAUGACUUCUGGCGGAUGGUUUGGGAGCACGGCGUCUACAACGUGGUGAUGGUGACGCAGUGUGUGGAGAAAGGACGGGUGAAGUGUGAUCAGUACUGGCCUGCAGACAGAGAGCCUCUGUACUACGGUGAGCUGGUCAUCCAGAUGCUGUCUGAGUCCGUCCUGCCGGAGUGGACCAUCCGAGAGUUCAAGAUCACCUCGGAGAGCGGCUGCAGUUACCCUCGAGUGCUGCGUCACUUCCACUACACGGUGUGGCCGGACCACGGAGUCCCAGAGAGCACCCAGUCCCUGAUCCAGUUCGCCAGGACGGUCCGGGACUACGUGGACCGAUCACCCAGCACCGGAGCCACCGUCGUCCACUGCAGUGCUGGUGUUGGCCGUACGGGGACGUUCAUGGCCUUGGAUCGGGUUCUGCAGCAGUUGGACUCUAAAGGAACCAUCGACCUGUAUGGAUGUGUGUUCGACCUCCGGCUGCACCGCCAACACAUGGUCCAAACUGAGUGCCAGUACUCGUUCCUGCAUCAGUGCGUCCGUGACGUCCUCAGAGCCAGAAAGCAUCGCAGUGAACAGGAGAACCCUCUCUACCCCAUCUACGAGAACUUCAACCCAGAGUACUGCCGCGACUUCAUCUACACCGGCCGCUGAACAGACGAUGACGUCAUCUCAACUCUCUGAGCUCAUGAGAACAUUAACGAUGAGUCAUGUUCACCGUGUCGCUGCUUUAACAUCAGGUUUAUGGAAGUUAAAUGUCGACUACAGUUCAGAAAGUAAACAAACAUUAAUAUCAAAGAAAAGUCUUUUAUUAGCUACAUUUUAAAGUGAAUUCAUAUUUAGUUCAAUUUGUGACCGGAUGGCGACUUUUAAAAAUCAAAAGUGUCUCAACAUCGUUUUCUAAAUGAUGUACGUUAAUGUGUCUGUUGAUUUCCUUCAGUGUUCAAGAGGAACACGAGCUGAUCUCAGGUCGUGUUUAAAUCUGACUUAAACUGCAGUUAUACUUAUUAUAUACGUAUUAUAACUUAUUAUCACUCACUGCUCCUUAUAAGCUGUUUAUUUAAAAGGUUACACAUAUUGCUGUAUGUAAAUAAUGAUGUAAUGCUCUUUUUAUAUAGAUGAUUAUAAACUGUACGUCAGCUAUUUUUAUGCUAAUAUGUAGUAUUGACAUUUUUCUAUUUAUCUCAUUUAUGAAAUCAAACAAUUGCAAGAAUUAAUAAACUUCUUUUUUCAGACUUACGAUAACUAAACAUUGAAUUGUUUAUUCUAAAAACCCUUUUUAUGAAGUUGUUUGUGUACUUUAGACAUAAAAAGAUUCUAAUAACGAGUCAAAGCUUUUCCUGCAUUUUAGAAAUAACAAUAUUUACUUUGUUUGAAUAUUUGAUGAAUUUGUGACAUGAUUUCCAGAUUUCUGCUCGUAAAACUAGUUGUUUGGAUUUAACUGAGGAUAUAAUGAUCAUGGUUUUUAAUCAUACACGGGUAAUUAUUGUGUUUUACGUGAUAUUAGUGAUUAAAGGUUUCCAUUACUCAUUCCUGGUGUAAUACAUAAACCAGUUGUAUUAUUCUGUAUAUGAUGUAAUCAUCGGCCAUAUAUGAGAUUUGUACGAUAAGAGAAUGUAGAUCAGUGUUAAACCUGCUUCAGAUCAGAGAUUGUUGGAUUAUUGAUGAUGAUUAAAGUAAAUAACCAACGAUGU